CACAAACCAUAUGUGGCAAUGCGCGUCUGCACCUACUGCAAACUCUGUCCCCCUGUAUAAUCCGUCGGCAUCUCUCCCUCUCUCUCUAUUUCUCAAGUUCGAUAUUUUGCGAAAGCAUAGAGACGUUUCUUUUCUUCAAAUAGCAAAGGCCUAAACUUUACACACAUACGAAGACAAUGGCGAGUUCAGCUGUACCAUUGGAGGACGUUCCUUCUGUUGAUAUUAUGACCGAACUCCUUCGCCGCUUCAAAUGCUCCUCCAAGCCUGACAAGCGUCUCGUUCUCAUUGGUCCACCUGGCUCAGGGAAAGGUACACAGUCCCCCAUUAUCAAAGAUGAGUAUUGUUUGUGCCACUUGGCCACUGGUGAUAUGCUGAGAGCUGCAGUAUCCGCGAAGACUCCUCUGGGGAUUAAGGCUAAAGAAGCCAUGGAUAAGGGAGAACUUGUAUCCGAUGAUUUGGUGGUUGGGAUAAUUGAUGAAGCAAUGAAGAAGCCAUCUUGUGAAAAAGGCUUCAUUCUGGAUGGCUUUCCAAGGACGGUUGUUCAAGCACAGAAGCUUGAUGAAAUGCUUCAGAAGCAGGGAACUAAAAUUGAUAAGGUUCUCAACUUUGCAAUUGAUGACUCGAUAUUGGAGGAAAGGAUUACUGGCCGUUGGAUCCAUCCUUCUAGUGGUCGGACUUACCAUACUAAAUUUGCACCUCCCAAAGUUCAAGGUGUUGAUGAUGUUACAGGAGAGCCUCUGAUUCAGAGAAAAGAUGACACUCCAGAAGUUCUAAAGUCGAGGCUGGAAGCAUUCCACAAGCAAACUGAACCUGCUGAGAUUUGAGGCCUCAUGAUUGAAGAACUCAGGAUUAUUGAAUUUGUCUUCUCUUGAAGAUUUGCCUUCUUUUUCCCUGCUUUGCCACAUCUAAAGCUAAGAACUAAUUUUGCUUAUCUUUGUUCUUUCCUGGAGCUUGCUUUAGAGACAUAGUUGAUUUUUUUGUUUCAUAGUAAGUCAACUUGACACUUCAAAUAAUUGUAUUUAGGGAUUAUAUUCACUAUUAAGUAGUAAGUAUUUGCUAAUCUAAUGAGGGGUUAAGCAUUCCAGCUGUUAUCUUUGUUUUCUCCAUGGAAUAGUAACAUUUGGCCUGUGUAGCAUGUGAAGAGUUCUUCUACUUCCAUGGUCUUUCGUUACCAAGUCAGAAGUGGUCAAAAAGUAUUUUCCUUUUUCCCGAAACAUCUAAUGAGAUAUAUUUGAUGCGGUUGACCUGAUGGAUGGCCAAUGAUUAAGAGUGACGGUUAACUAAUGUUUAAAGCAUUCUCAGUUCACUCAUAACCGACUAUAGGAACUUUUACUUAUGAUCCUACUUAGUAUAUAUUUGCCCUUGUUAUCUCUGAUGAUAAAAUGUGUGUAUACCUAGUGUGUCUCAAUGUUAUGCUGUAUAUAUACAGGCUUUCAUUGCUUAAAAUUUAGAGACUAUGUUGACAUCAAAAUGUAAUGGCCUGUAACUAUUUCUUUUUUUAUUCUUCUCUCUAUUUCACACAUUGGCAAUUCCAUUUUCAAGGUAGAUACGCUUCUUUCUGUAGCUGGGAAGGAAGCAAAAUUUAGAUUAGGAUAAAUGCUUGAUCAAUCUUGUCACCUGUAGAGUUUAACUUCCCGGGCACUAAAAUUUUAUGGAUCAAAACGCAUUUAGCAACACAAAAUCUUCAUCAUGGUAUUGCCUAUCCCUCUUUUCUCUGAAGGAUCUGUUUCAAUUGCAGGACUGGAAUUACCAGCAUAUCUUUAAUUUCUUUGAUUCUAUAUACAUGAUCAAUCUUUUCAUUUAAAAGUGCAUUGGGUUGGAAGAAGCAUCUCAUUUUAACAACUAUUUAAAUAUUUGUUUGUU
This is a messenger RNA of Manihot esculenta (cassava), 1863 nucleotides long. Its product is annotated as adenylate kinase 4. The record is from RefSeq and is a predicted model, not a curated record. NCBI's taxonomy places the organism in Eukaryota, Viridiplantae, Streptophyta, Magnoliopsida, Malpighiales, Euphorbiaceae. Gene Ontology annotation, cellular component: cytoplasm; mitochondrion. Gene Ontology annotation, biological process: nucleobase-containing compound metabolic process. Gene Ontology annotation, molecular function: ATP binding; AMP kinase activity. The coding region runs from base 177 to 824 and encodes 215 amino acids. The transcript is spliced from 6 exons.